Ctenopharyngodon idella (grass carp) is the source of this 3657-nucleotide messenger RNA. It is a transcript of the gene slc6a22.2, whose product is annotated as solute carrier family 6 member 22, tandem duplicate 2. Gene Ontology annotation, cellular component: membrane. The transcript has 16 exons. The record is from RefSeq and is a predicted model, not a curated record. Lineage: Eukaryota; Metazoa; Chordata; Actinopteri; Cypriniformes; Xenocyprididae. The coding region runs from base 572 to 2224 and encodes 550 amino acids. Gene Ontology annotation, biological process: sodium ion transmembrane transport.
AGAGUACACCACAAGAGGACACUGUUGAUCCUGUAAAUGGCGUUUCCACGACCCUUCUACGGCUGAAAUGUUUUGAAAGUACUGCGUGAUACUGAAAUAAUGCCAGAUAUUAACCAACAGUUGUCAUAUCCCUCCUUAAAUGAAAGAAAAACAGUAUAAAAAUGGACUUGAAUGUGAUCAGUUUCAGAAUUGACACUCUUCCAUCUGUAUCCCACCAAGGCCUGCAGGAUUGUGAUGUGAGAAUGGCAUGUCAUUGACUGUGCAGCAAUUACUGAGUGCUUAAUGAAGCACACACAGUACACAUCUGAUUCAGCAUCAUGGAGCAUAGCUCAAGGCCAGAGGUGAAGCUGAACCUCAUGAAUGGUGCCCUAGUGCAUGCCAGACCUAAACCCCAGGAGAGAGAGCAGUGGGCCAAUAAGCUGGAGUUUCUCUUGGCAGUGGCAGGGCACAUCAUUGGCCUGGGAAAUGUGUGGCGCUUUCCUUACUUGUGCUACAAGAAUGGAGGAGGGGAAAACAGCCCAAUGAGGCUAUGGACACAGUUGUAUAACUGUGAGCUCACACUUAUGUGAAGAUGUACAAGAACCUCAGUGGGGCAUUUUUUGUGCCAUAUGUGCUGUUUCUCUUCACCUGUGGGAUUCCACUUUUCUUUUUGGAGACGUCACUGGGUCAGUUCACCAGUCAGGGUGGAAUCACAUGCUGGAGGAAGAUCUGUCCACUGUUUGAAGGCCUUGGUUAUGGUAGCCAAGUUGUUGUCCUCUAUACUGGAGUCUAUUACAUCAUAAUUCUUGCUUGGGCUUUUCUUUACCUCUUCUCAUCCUUUAGUUCAGAGCUGCCGUGGGCUAGCUGCAAAAACUACUGGAACACAGAGAACUGCAAAGAGUUCAGCAAGAGCAACAUUACUGAAUAUUCUCCAGAGAAAACCACAUCCCCUGUUAUUGAGUUUUGGGAGAGAAGAAUUUUGGGUUUGUCUGAGGGAAUAGAACAGAUUGGUAAUGUUAGAUGGGACUUGGCACUCUGCCUCCUGUUGGCCUGGAUCAUCUGCUACUUCUGUGUGUGGAAGGGAGUGAAGUCCACAGGCAAGGUGGUCUACUUCACUGCUACUUUUCCCUAUUUAAUGUUGGUAGUGCUGCUGGUCCGUGGACUUACUCUUCCUGGAGCGAAGAAUGGCAUCAUAUACUACCUCUACCCUGAUCCAACACGUCUCACAGACCCACAGGUGUGGAUGGAUGCAGGCAGUCAGAUAUUUUACUCCUAUGGAGUUUGUACAGGAGUACUGACUGCUUUGGGAAGCUACAACAAAUAUGACAACAACUGCUACAGAGACUGUGUAUAUUUGUGUCUGCUCAACAGCUUAACUAGCUUUGUGGCUGGUUUUGCUAUAUUUUCAGUCCUGGGCUUCAUGGCAGAUGAACAGGGAAUGGAUAUUUCAAUGGUUGCAGAGUCAGGUCCUGGAUUGGCAUUCAUUGCUUAUCCCCGUGCUGUGGCUUUGAUGCCACUGCCUCAGUUAUGGGCAAUCUUCUUCUUUAUCAUGAUCAUAUUCUUGGGACUGGAUAGUGAGUUUGUGUAUCAUGAAGCCCUGGUAACAGCUAUCUCGGAUAUGUAUCCCUCCUUCUUCCAAAUUGGACAUCGGCGUAAAUUUCUUCUCCUCUUCAUAUGUGCUGCCAGCUUCCUUUUUGGUCUACUGAUGGUAACAGAGGGUGGCCUGUAUGUCUUCCAGCUUUUUGACUAUUACGCAUGUAGUGGAAUGACUCUUCUUACUUUUGCCAUCCUUCAGUCCAUCUGUGUUGGAUGGGUAUAUGGUGCAGACCGUCUCUAUGAUAGCAUUGAGGAUAUGAUUGGAUAUCGGCCCUGGCCCUUCAUGAAGUGCUGCUGGAAAUAUCUAACACCAGCUAUAUGCACAGGAACGUUUAUCUUCUCGUUGGUUAAAUACACCCCUCUGAAGUUCAACAAUGUGUAUGAAUACCCCUGGUGGGGUUAUGCGAUUGGUGGCUUCUUCACCCUUUCCUCCACCCUGCUAGUUCCACUGUGGAUGAUUUUUUUGGUUGUCACCACUCCAGGGUCUAUGCGACAGAGAGUAAGAGUCUUGUGUACUGCCGCUGAAGACCUGCCAGAUCCUAAACGUCCAAAACAAAAGUUAAAUACAGUUGCUUUUGAGACCUUCACAGACCUAUUGACUUUACGAACUGUUCACACACCCAGCUCAUUACCUCUCAGAGACAUUUGACAUUUUUGGCCUCUGUCAAACAUUGUUGACCCACUGUCAUUUAAUUGGUAUCGUAAUGAACAUCAUAUGAUGGUUAAGUAUAAUAAUGUUUAUCAAAGCAACAGUUUAUUCAAUUUAUCUUACAGUUAAAUGAAAGAGUUCAUAUGGGGAGUAAAUUAUUAUAUAUGUGAAUUCUGACUGAAUUGACAGGACAAGGCUUGUUUGCUUUUUAUAAAUGCAUUAAAGUGUUACCUCAAAAAGGGUCUUGAAGGCCACCUGUUACCAGGGUUGCCAGGUCUGCGUAACAAAACUAGCCCAAUGGCCAAUUAAAUAAUAGCCCAAAAGUUGCUCAGUGACCAUAUCCCAAAUAUCAAAAUUCAUACCUAAAAUACAUAAUUUACAGUCACUCUUAUGCAAAUUAAAAACCACUACAUUGUAGUGAUCAUGAACACAGCUCAAAGGACUCCUUACCAGUGUUCCUCCUUCACAAAACUCAACAUCUAGAACAAUUUUAUCAUUGGUAGAAUUUAAAAUAUUUCAUUAUAAACAUUUCAGUCAAAUAUAAUUUAUGAAAUAUGUAAAACCUCAGAGGGAAAACUUGCGGACUUGGCAACCCUGCCUGUUACACGUUUCAGCUUCCCCUUUAAGAGUGGAGUGUGUUUUUCUGACAUGUAAAACAAAAAUGUAUACAAUGUGAAAAUUACAAGUUAGAGUUAGUAGGCCUGUACAAUUGUACAAAAUUGUUAUUUCUGUGAUCACCUUUUUUUUUUUUUUUUUUUUUUUACAAAAUUAAAAUUUUAACAAUUGUGUUAUUUGUUUUUUUACUUUUAUGUGAUUAUUUAUUCUGUUAUGGUUCGGUUAGACAAAAUAUGCAAUAUCGCCAUCUGCUGGCUAACUAAUGACAUUACAGCAAAGACAUUGACUCGUCAAUAAAUUACAAACAUCAUAAAUUUAGGCUUAAACAGAGAAAAAGCUUUUUUUAUUAUUUAUUUUUUUUAUGGACGGGAAAGAAUUUUCCUGCUUCAUUUUAUAUAUAUAUAUAUAUAUGCAGUUAACACAGACAUUUUGAUAACUUGAUGUUAAAACUAAGAAAUAUGAAGAAUUAAGAAAGCUUGUCCAUAAAUAAAUGAAUGCACACUGCAGGACAUUAGAAGUGUAUUUCUGUCUUCAUGCAAGUGCAUUACUAUCCUCUUGUUAUGCGAGGCUUUGUUAGAUUGCUCCAUCUACUGGACAAUAGUAGACCCAGGGCUGUGACCACCACAGACACCAAUAUUCAGAUUAGUGGUUGACCAAUUUAAGUUUUCAAUGAGUGAUUGUUACAUUUGGUCCCUGCAAAUGUAAGGGACAAACACUGCUUUCCUUAAUCUAUUGUACGUACAUUUUUAUAUUUUCAAUCAAUGUGAAACAAGGUCUGCUAAAAUGUGCUAUGGCAUAAACAUAUUAUCUGUUGCUAA